CCCCUGUAUUCGAAAAGAGCCUUUCCUCCUCUGUGUGAAGAGGGAGAUAGUGCUUUCUAUUAUUUCAAAGCUGGGAAAGCUGAGAAUUAAGGUCUCAGACUUGGAGGGAGGCAGAUACCGCAAACUAACGGUCCUUUGGAGGUGUUAAUAUGCCCUAAGACUGGCAAUGGUCUAGGCCUGUGUUUCCUUUUAUGAGUCAGUAUUCCUGCCUCUUAAUGAACUGCAUCAAUGAAAAAGGUAGCCAGUUACCUCUUAGAUACAAACAAGUACAGCUGAUCUCACUCAACCAUUCCUAAACUUCUUUGCUUGCUCAGAAAAAAAGAUUUUCCCCAAUGGCUCUUUUGGAGUUCUAUUAGUUUGUCUCAUUCAAUUUUAGUCUUACUGCUUCUUAUUGAAGGCUGUAUGUAAUGGGUCCACGUAGGGAAAUUCUCAAUGCCACUUUACUUUAGACUAUCUCUGUUCUAAUUUUCUUCUCCUCUCUUUGCUAAUUUAGGGCACUAUGAUAUUCCCUGUGCUAAGAUCUGUCCUAUACGACAGCAAGGAGUUUCCAAAUCCAGAACAAUUUGACCCAGGCCAUUUCUUAAAUGCAAAUGGUACCUUUAAAAAGAGUGACUACUUCAUGCCAUUUUCUGCAGGAAAACGCAUCUGUGCAGGAGAAGGUCUGGCACGGAUGGAGCUCUUCAUAUUUUUUGCAGCCAUCCUGCAGAAUUUUACUUUGAAACCUGUUAAGGAUCGCAAGGACAUUGACAUUUCCCCAAUAAUCAGCAGUCUUGCAAAUAUGCCCCGACUUUACGAGGUCUCUUUUCUUCCACGUUAGACAAGUAAAGACAGCUUAGACACUCAGACUGUUUGCUAGAUUCUUUAUCAAGAUAACUGUCAUACUAAAAAGAAGAAAAUGUUUGUAUGUAUCCAUCUCUAAACAGAGUAGGUGGUUGCACAGGGGAGGAGAGAGCUCCCUAGGGCAAAACUAUACAGGCUUUCCUCCACGCCCACCUCACCUAACCCAGCUCCCUAUGUGGUUCCUGACAUCCUGACAUGGCAGGGUAUGUGAGCUGGUGCUCCGAGAGCCCUGCUUCUGCUGCCUGUACCACCUGAUCCUCUCAGUACAGCAGGAA
Struthio camelus australis is the source of this 1115-nucleotide messenger RNA. Lineage: Eukaryota; Metazoa; Chordata; Aves; Struthioniformes; Struthionidae. The record is from RefSeq and is a predicted model, not a curated record.